AUGGCCGACGAAACAGCUCUCCACGACUUUCCCUCGCUCUUCUCCCUCAAGGGGAAGGUCGCCGUCGUGACUGGCGGCUCGCGAGGCCUAGGUUUGAAUGCGGCUUCAGCCUUCCUCCAAGCCGGCUGCGCCAAAGUAUUCAUAACCUCGCGCAAAGCCGCCGCCUGCGAAAAGGCCGUGGCGCAACUAAACCAGCUGCCGAACCGGCAGCCCGGCGCCCUCGCGAUCUCCGUCCCAGCCGACAGCAGCACGCUGUCCGGCAUCGAGUCCCUCGUCACGCAAGUCGCGAAACACACGCCCCACGUCGACAUCCUCUUCGCGAACGCGGGCGCGACCUGGGGCGAGCGCUUCGACACGCACCCGGACGCCGCCUUCCAGAAGGUCAUGGAUCUGAACGUGAAGUCCAUCUUCCUCACCGUCCAGAAAUUCGCGCCUCUCUUGCAAAAGCGGGCCACCCUCGAAGACCCCAGCCGCGUCAUCAUCACCGCGAGCACGGCCGGCCUGGGCGUCGGACACCUCGGCCAGCAGGCCACCUUCGGGUACAGCGCGAGCAAGGCCGCCGCUAUACACCUGGGCCGCAAUUUGGCGGUCGAGCUGGGGCCCAGACAUAUCCUGGUCAACUCCAUCUGUCCCGGCUUCUUCCCGACGAAGAUGGCGAAUGGCUUGAUCGAGUUGUCCGGUGGUGCUGAACUGCACGCCUCGUUAAACCCGGCGAAGCGGUUGGGGAGGCCGGAGGAUAUUGCCGGCGUGGUUGUUUAUCUCGCGAGCAGGGCAGGCGCGCAUGUCAACGGCGCGGCUAUAGAGAUCGAUGGUGGCGCCCUAUGGAACAGUGGUGGUUUAUUGCUAGCCGGGGUGGACUCUAAGCUAUGA
Annulohypoxylon truncatum is the source of this 870-nucleotide messenger RNA. Its product is annotated as NAD(P)-binding protein. The transcript is spliced from 2 exons. The record is from RefSeq and is a predicted model, not a curated record. The coding region runs from base 1 to 870 and encodes 289 amino acids. Lineage: Eukaryota; Fungi; Ascomycota; Sordariomycetes; Xylariales; Hypoxylaceae. Gene Ontology annotation, molecular function: oxidoreductase activity.